GAAAAAUGUCAAAGGCAGCAGCUGUUAGUGCAAAAAAAGUUUCGCUGGGAAAAUAGCAAAUUGCGUGACAAUUUGCGUGAAAAAUUAGUGAAAAGUGCUCAAGAUGACUUGGUGCACGGUGUCUGUGUAUAAAUGGGUGUAUUCCGCAGUGCUGUUGGGGGAUUUAGUGAAAUUGUGUGCAGGAGGAGCUGCUGAUAUUGCCCUGGAUGCCAAAGCUACCCUCACCCACCGAAUUGAUAGUCUAAAUCUCCUCCUGUACACCCUCCUGCUCACCCUCACUGUCCUCACCAUCUGGCUGUUCAAGCACCGCCGAGUAGCCUGGCUGCAUGAGACAGGACUCGCUGUGAUCUACGGCCUGAUUGUUGGCGCAAUUAUUCGGUAUGCCAGCACAACGACAUCCCUGGUCCACUUGAGUGUGGAUCCGGAAGUCAAUUCCAUGUACAAUCAGAGCCUGCCACCAGAUACGCUCUGGCUCAAGUUUCCAGGGAAGCUCAAUCACACCAAUCCCGAUGCCAAGAAUCUCCCCAACAAAACCUAUGCCUACAGCUUCAGAGGAGCUGUCCAGGUGGAGGAAAAUGAGAUUGAUCUCAAGGCUACCUUUGACCCUGAGAUCUUUUUCAACAUCAUCCUCCCCCCGAUUAUUUUCCACGCUGGAUACAGCCUCAAGAGAAAAUACUUCUUCAGAAACUUGGGAGCAAUCCUCACAUUUGCCAUCAUCGGAACAACACUGUCAGCCUUCCUGAUCGGAGCCCUGAUGUACGGAUGCGUCCAGGUGAUGCCCGAGAGGCUCAGGGGAAGCUUUGGCUUCCUCGACACUCUCUACUUUGGCGCUCUCAUCUCUCCCACUGAUCCCCUGACCAUCCUGGCCAUUUUCCACGACAUGCACGUCGAUGUCAAUCUCUAUGCCCUGGUCUUCGGGGAGAGUGUCCUCAAUGAUGCAGUUGCCAUCGUCCUCAGUGGUGCAAUCCAGAAUUACGGUGAACAAUAUUCAAGUACUGGGGGCUUCGAGACAGACGCCUUCUUCAGAUCUCUAGGAGACUUCUUCAGCAUCUUCAUGCUGUCUCUGUUGAUUGGAGCUUCAAUGGGAUGCUUUACGGCAUUGUUGACCAAAUUCACUCGAGUCCGGGAUUUUCCGCUCCUGGAAUCAGCUCUCUUUGUCUUGAUGUCCUACAGCACAUUCCUGAUAGCCGAGGCCACAGAGUUGACGGGAGUUGUGGCUGUUCUCUUCUGUGGAAUUUGUCAAGCUCACUAUACCUACAACAAUUUGUCUGAAGAUUCAAGAACGAGGACAAAGCAAAUCUUUGAGUUACUUAAUUUUCUAGCUGAGAAUUUUAUUUUCUCAUACAUUGGAGUCUCCAUGUUCACAUUUCCGAAGCAUCAUUUUGAUCCGUGGUUCAUCUUGAGUGGAUUUAUUUGUGCAGCAAUCGGUAGAGCUGUGAAUAUCUAUCCGCUGUCUUUUCUGCUGAAUCUGGGCAGAAAGCCCAAAAUUGCCAUGAAUUUCCAGCAUAUGCUGUUUUUUGCUGGCCUUCGCGGAGCAAUGUCUUUUGCUCUGGCCAUCAGAAAUACCGUGUCUGAUGCAAGGCAAGCCAUGCUGACCACGACAUCUCUAAUUGUUAUUGUUACGGUGAUUGUGCAAGGUGGAGCCUCUAACUUUCUGCUCACUUGGCUCAAGAUCCCAUUUGGAAUUGAUGACGAGACAGAAGCACUCAACCAUCAAGGAGUUAGAAGCGUCUAUAAUUCAAUGGAAAAUACAACUGGGUCUAUCGAUACGGGAUUAAAUUUGAGCCAACUUCAAGUGUCGGGUAGAAGACGAAGCUCAUUGGAGAUCGAAGGUGCAGAAGCCGAUGGGACUGGAGGAGCUGGUCAAAGUUCUGGUGAUCCGAAGAAGAGUCAUGAUAAGGCAUUUUUGGCAAGAAUAUGGGGCAAUUUCGAUACAAGGUACAUGAAGCCACUACUAACACAUUCAAGACCAACUCUGCUGGAGACUCUUCCCGUCUGCUGUGGACCCUUGGCCAGACUCCUGACCACAACAGAACAAUUGACUCAGAAUGGCGUAGCUAGACGCACAGAUUCUGACUCUGAUCUGUGCAUCGAGGAGGAUUCAAAUUAUCGGGGUGCGGGCGGAAGUGAGGCGCAGGGAAGAAGAAAUUCAAUAAGUCGUGUAAGUAUUCGGCUGGUAUCUGAUGAGAGAAACACUUUUCUUGCCAGUUACAAGACAAGAGAUUGAGACAAAGUGGUGGAUUUGCAAUGGCUGGAGGCUAAUCCGAUGCAUCCCAUUAACCAUCUACAUCUGUAGAUUUUAGUGAUUCGCCAAAAAAAAAGAUGGAACAUGUUAAUUCCUGUAUUAAUCCUCAAUUAAUUUAUUUGUUUUUUUCUUUUUUCUUACUAUUUUGCAUGCCUGCGACUUUUUCCACCAUGGAAGAAUCCUAAUCAGACUAUCAAUGAAUUUCACUUCUUUAUGUGAGAGAAAAAAAGAGAUGAAUUAAUUAAUUAAUUAUUUUCUGCUGAAUGCAAAUUCUUCAAUUUAACUAUUGACACCAUUAACACUGUGUUAUAGCUAAUUUCUAUUACUCUCAAAUGUGCAACAAGGGGACCAGUAUUUUGGUUUUUUGGUGAUGUUUUUAAUGCCAUUUUUUUUGUUACUUCAAAAGUAUUUUUUUUUUUUAGUUUAAGAUUUUAUUUAAUUGGUUGCAUUUGAUAUAUUUUUCUAGAUACAUCGACAACAUCUCUCAGCAGCUUAAAUGUUGUUCAUUUUUUUCUUGUUUUGCGGUUUAUUUCUUCUUUUGUUUAUAAUUUUAUUUAAUUCUUUGUUGGAAGAUGACAAUUCCUACGGAAAAGAUGUGUUAUGUAAUUUUUAAGAUGGAUUUUAUUUAUUAAAAAGUAGAUCCUUUAGAAUCGAUUCACACUAGUCAGAUGUGGUUUGUGAGGGAAUUUUUAUUUACACAUUUGGGGGUUUAGUUUUAUUUAAGAAUUAAAAAAAAUAAAUAAAUAAAAAGAUGAUUAAAAGAAAAAAAAGAAGAGUAUAAAUAUUGAGAAUAACCAUAUUCCAGUUUGUAUUGAUAUAAAAGUAAGAAAAAAAAUUGGUGUGCAAAAUCCAGUUUAAUUUAUUUAUUAAAAAAAAAGAUAAAUUAAAAAAAUGCUUUACUUAGCCCAGAUGGAAUAAGAAAAAUAAGAAAUGAAAAAUGAAUAUGAUUGAGAUCAUGAGUCAAAGAGACAGAAAAUCAAAUGUGAUAAAGUAUAAGAAAUUUCGUGAAUUUUAGCAUGAUUUUAUUACACGUACAAGUUAAAAAAAAUACAAGAAUUUCGACAAUAUCUUUGUUUUCUUAAGACGAUGACAAAAUAUGCAAGAAAAAUUGGUAGAUUAUUCGGCAACAUAUUUUUUUUUUUUUUAGUAAAGACAACAACCGUAAUAAUCAAGACACAUAACCACUUUUUUUUAGCUUUCAUAUUGAAUUAGACAGUAAAAAAAGAAAAACGUCUAUGCCGAAUACAAGCCAUAUUUUUUUGUUUUCAAAUAACAAGAUUUUAUUAAAAAAAAAAUAACGAAAGUUACCUAGAAAAUACAAAGAUUUGAAAUAAAGAAAUACCUUUAAUUUGAGGCUGUAUCACUUUUAAGUUUAGUUUGUAUAAAUUACAAUAAAAAUAGAUAGAGUUGCUAAAUAUCAACAUGUAGCUAUUUAAUGUAAAAUUUCCAAUUUUCAAUAAAAGAAUCCUUGAGAGUU
Messenger RNA from Phlebotomus papatasi, 3722 nucleotides. It is a transcript of the gene Nhe3, whose product is annotated as sodium/hydrogen exchanger 6. The record is from RefSeq and is a predicted model, not a curated record. Gene Ontology annotation, biological process: regulation of pH; proton transmembrane transport; sodium ion transport. Gene Ontology annotation, cellular component: membrane; recycling endosome. The coding region runs from base 104 to 2227 and encodes 707 amino acids. NCBI's taxonomy places the organism in Eukaryota, Metazoa, Arthropoda, Insecta, Diptera, Psychodidae. The transcript is spliced from 11 exons. Gene Ontology annotation, molecular function: sodium:proton antiporter activity.